ACAGUCCUCUCUCAUUCACUCCAUAACCCUAGCUCUCAUUUUAUUCCCCACUCCCUCUGUAGACCAAACCCUAACCAAUCAAUGGCGUCUCGGAGGCUUAUAGCCUCGCUUCUCCGAUCAUCCGCCUCUCGCGGGGGCUCAAUUUCCAGAUCCGCCGUUGGGAACUCUCUGACCAGGCCUGCUCCACGCGCCUCCCCCGCCGGCUUUCUCCUGAACCGUGCUGUUCGUUACGCUACCUCCGCUGCGUCCCCGGCCGAGAAGCCAUCGGCCAAGCCUCCGUCUGGAAAUGCGCCGACGGGGAAGAUCACCGAUGAGUUCACCGGUGCCGGAUCGAUCGGUCAAGUCUGCCAGGUUAUUGGAGCCGUCGUGGACGUCAGAUUCGAUGAGGGACUGCCUCCGAUCCUCACCGCUCUCGAGGUGCUCGACAACCAAAUCAGGCUUGUGCUCGAGGUGGCGCAGCACUUGGGUGAGAACAUGGUGAGGACAAUUGCUAUGGACGGUACUGAAGGGCUCGUCCGUGGUCAACGCGUUCUCAACACCGGCUCUCCUAUCACUGUUCCUGUUGGUAGGGCCACUCUUGGUCGUAUCAUCAAUGUCAUUGGAGAGGCCAUUGAUGAGAAAGGCCCACUCACAACCGAUCACUAUUUGCCCAUUCAUCGUGAGGCACCUGCUUUUGUAGAGCAAGCUACUGAGCAACAAAUUCUUGUAACUGGAAUCAAGGUUGUCGAUCUUCUCGCACCAUAUCAAAGGGGAGGAAAAAUUGGGCUUUUUGGUGGUGCAGGAGUCGGGAAGACUGUGCUUAUUAUGGAACUGAUUAACAACGUUGCCAAAGCUCAUGGUGGUUUCUCUGUCUUCGCUGGUGUUGGUGAGCGUACUAGAGAGGGUAAUGAUUUGUACAGAGAAAUGGUUGAGAGUGGUGUCAUUAAGCUGGGUGAUAAGCAAAGUGAGAGUAAAUGUGCUCUUGUAUAUGGUCAAAUGAAUGAGCCCCCUGGUGCUCGUGCCCGUGUUGGACUUACUGGACUAACUGUCGCUGAGCACUUUAGAGAUGCUGAGGGUCAGGAUGUGCUUCUCUUUAUCGACAACAUUUUCAGGUUUACCCAGGCCAACUCUGAAGUCUCUGCUUUGCUUGGGCGUAUCCCAUCUGCUGUUGGAUACCAACCAACUUUGGCUACCGAUCUUGGAGGCCUUCAAGAACGUAUCACAACUACUAAGAAAGGUUCCAUUACAUCUGUGCAAGCUAUUUAUGUGCCUGCUGAUGACUUGACUGAUCCUGCUCCUGCAACUACCUUUGCUCACUUGGAUGCCACAACUGUGUUGUCCCGUCAGAUCUCUGAGCUUGGUAUUUAUCCUGCUGUCGAUCCCCUUGAUUCUACAUCUAGAAUGCUUUCUCCCCACAUUUUGGGAGAGGACCACUACAAUACUGCUCGUGGGGUACAGAAAGUUCUGCAAAACUACAAGAAUCUUCAAGAUAUUAUUGCUAUCUUGGGUAUGGAUGAGCUCAGUGAAGAUGACAAGUUGACUGUUGCUCGUGCUCGUAAAAUUCAAAGGUUCCUUAGCCAGCCUUUCCAUGUUGCUGAAGUGUUCACGGGUGCCCCUGGAAAGUAUGUCGAGCUGAAGGAGAGCAUUAACAGUUUCCAGGGUGUACUGGAUGGCAAAUAUGAUGACCUUCCUGAACAGUCAUUUUACAUGGUUGGUGGAAUCGAUGAGGUCAUUGCCAAGGCAGAGAAGAUUGCCAAGGAGUCUGCUGCCUAGAUAGAUUAAACUUCCAGGGAUUUGUUUUUGUGCUUUGGUUGAUAAUCACGAGAAUAAUUCUGUGACAAUGCCAAACUUCAGGAGUUUGAACUUUUUUCUGACCCAAUGGGUCGAAAUUUUUCUGCUUUUUUCGCCUUUGUUGCGGGGUUAAGAUAGAGACCUGGAGUCCCUGGGCACUCCCUGCUGCCUAAGCUCUCUUUUUGUUCCGAUAUAUUAUUUUCACAUAAAUAAGCGGGGUAAAUUGGCUGACUGACUUGUACAUUACAUUUACUCUCCCAUUUUAUUCAGUGGUGGAUGCCCUAAUUAGGCAGUGUUUGUCGUUA
This is a messenger RNA of Ipomoea triloba (trilobed morning glory), 2075 nucleotides long. Its product is annotated as ATP synthase subunit beta, mitochondrial. Gene Ontology annotation, biological process: proton motive force-driven mitochondrial ATP synthesis; proton transmembrane transport. The record is from RefSeq and is a predicted model, not a curated record. The transcript is spliced from 9 exons. Bases 82 to 1752 code for a protein of 556 amino acids. Lineage: Eukaryota; Viridiplantae; Streptophyta; Magnoliopsida; Solanales; Convolvulaceae. Gene Ontology annotation, molecular function: ATP hydrolysis activity; proton-transporting ATP synthase activity, rotational mechanism; ATP binding.